AUGAAUUGGCUGUGCCAUCUUACGCUUCAACAUCUACGAAAUUCCUCGGAGGGGUCGUGGUUACAUCGCUGCGCCCUAUUUAUUGAAGAUUUUCACAAGUUGGAGGCUUCUAUAUCUCCUCAUUUGGAAGCUCGGCAGAACUGUAUCUCUAUUCAAGAGCUUCAAGAGCAUUACGGCUUAGAGCUCCAUCGAAAUUUUGUGCUGUCUACCUUCUGCCGGCCGAUCCUGUCAACAAAGACAGGGGGAUCUUGUUCUGACAGAGAAUGCUCACAGAUCUUGAGUCGGUUUCAAACUGCUUUGAAAAAAAGUGUUCGUGCAUUCAUCAGGCUGCGUUCAAUAUCGAGCCAUACUACGUCAUCAUGGGCUUUCAUCCAUAAUGGGCUCUCCUCUGCGUUACUAUUGAGUUUUAUAAGACAUGAAUCCGACGCUGAUGAAACACGACAAAUUCAGAUUGAACUAAUGCAAAGUCUGACUGAGCGCAGCGAAGACGUGGGACAAUUCUCUACUACACAUAAGAAGGCUCUGAAGGCAAUACAAGCUUUACAAAGACUAGCCGAACAAGAUGAAAAUAGAGCCCAGCCUCUGAUUUCUUCAAAUGAGCGUCAGCCAACAAGCCUUUCAGAUGGAAUCGAAACCCUAUUCGACUCCUUGAAUGCCUCUCAGGAUCAAAGUAUGCUCAACAUGGACGAAUGGCUUCGCAACUUUGAUUUUGACGCCUUCUCUCCCUUAGAAUCGUAUAACCUCAUCAUGUCGGACAAAGUACCGCCAGAUGCAAAUGUGUAG
This is a messenger RNA of Fusarium venenatum, 783 nucleotides long. NCBI's taxonomy places the organism in Eukaryota, Fungi, Ascomycota, Sordariomycetes, Hypocreales, Nectriaceae. The record is from RefSeq and is a predicted model, not a curated record.